UGGAGAUGAAGCUGCGCAAGGCGAAGAGUCGACGCUGCUGAACUUCGAUGAUCCACCUGUGCAACAUGGCAAUACCGAUAAUUUUAGUUGCACAAAUGGACAAUCCGCAUUCGUUUUGCAAACGAGAAUAGACGCAAGAGUCGACGAAGAUGAGGAAGGACAUAACGGCGGCGCUUACGAUCAUGGUUCCCAAUCCCAAUCCGCGCAGUUGCAUAAUGUCCCGUUUAUUUUACCACGCCUC
This is a messenger RNA of Amoebophrya sp. A120, 241 nucleotides long. The record is from the annotation of a GenBank genome assembly. Lineage: Eukaryota; Dinophyceae; Syndiniales; Amoebophryaceae.